CCUUGUGUUUAUUGGUUUCUGUUUCAGGAAGGUCUGGAUGAUUCUCAAGAGGCUGGAGUCUCUGAAGCAUCAGAGGUGAUUCGCUAUGAAUAUCAUGUUCUAUAUUCUUGCAGUUACCAAGCUCCUGUUCUCUAUUUUAGGGCUUGUUUUUUAGAUGGAAAACCUUUAACUCUGGAUGAAAUAUGGAAAAGUGUGCAUGAAUGCUAUAGGGAUCGCCUCUGGCAAGGACCAUGGGAUACCAUUACACAACAGGAACAUCCAUUACUUGGUCAGCCUUUCUUUGUACUUCAUCCCUGCCGGACAAAUGAAUUUAUGUCUUCAAUAUUAUCCAGUUUACAUAAACAAAAAAAGCAUACAAACUACAUUAUUUCAUGGUUGAGUAUUGUUGGUCCAGUGGUGGGUCUCCAUCUGUCUUUGAGUUAUGUAAAAGCCAAUUCUGAAGAGACUACAAGUGCUGAUUAAAGAGAUUAGGUACGGAAACAUGGAUUUUGGGUGGAAUAUAAAUUGUCACAAGUCUUGUAAUUUAUCUCAUGCUUGGAACUAAGGAUAAUACAAAGGUGGCCUUGAUGGAGAUCAUGUUACAUUGAUAUAUGUCUGAUGAGCACCCAGCUUAGAAAUACAUUUUAAUUGCCAUAAGCAGGAUACACAAUGUCAUCAGGACACAAAUGUUGAUUCAUAUUAUAAUUUCUUUGGCUGUGGUAAGUGGGAAAAAUUCCUCCCCCAAAACAGAUAAGAGGACUAUAUUGGAGCAAUGUCUAGGACAAGUACUUCAAAUCCUAGAAAGAACAUAAGCAACUGCCAAAGGUAUCUGAAACCAACAAAAGUAAUAACGAUUUCUCUAUCUUGACUGCUGUUGUAGCAUAUGCAAACUUAUGAAAAGGAAUAAUUUGUAUGAACAGUUUCCUUGCUACAAGACUCAUGAGCAAAACUGAUAUUACAACUUAACAUACUUCUUUUGAGGAUUUAGUAUAACAUUGUGAUCAUGCAGAAUGUUAAUAGGCUAGUGCAUACAUAGGGAAAACUAUUACUGGCUACAGUUUCUAUUUAGUAUAUACACAUUGUAAUAUAUUUAGCAAGGCUAAUAUUUAUCUGACUUAUGACCAGUUUGUAUAUCAUGGUGGCAACUUUAUUUGUUGUUAAGGUGUCUUUCCUAUUCCUCUAGAAAUGAGGGACUUGGAUAUAAAAAUGCAGCAAGGGGUGCAGCUUUCACCAACUUACUUUUUAUGGUCCAUCAAUCAAAUGCCUUAGCCUAGCUCCCAUACCAGAAGUAAGCCAGGCCAGGAGGAAAGUACUUAAAGGGUCAAAAUUGGCAUGGAAAAGAUUUAGUUCCUGUAUCUGGAUGUCACUUUCAUUUUAUUUGUAAAUAAAAUGGCAGCUACUUUCACUCCUACUUGUCUUUCUGUAUGCUAUUUCUUUACAGAGAAAUAUUGGCACAGGAAAAAAGGCAGUAUAUAUAAUGGCCCAAUACAAAACCAUCUGGAAUUUAAGUCCUCUAUAUGUGUCUCCUUGUUUCCUGUAUUUUUAGCUGGUUUUCUCUCCAACAGAAGUUACAUAAAAAUAAAUGAUGCUGAAAAGUUUACAUCAUGAGUUCCACGGCUUUAUUUACGAUUCUGAUACAUGCCUACAACAAUAUAGACAGACAGACACACACGCACGUGCACACACAACACUUAUGUAUGGUUAUGACUUACUCUUUCAAGAGGUUAAUUAACAGUCGAUGUAUGAAACCAAUUAGCAGAAAAUGGCCAGGUUUUUAUUUCAUUUAUCCCAUUUAAUUAGUCACUGCUUGAUUAAUGUCAAUUAUUUCUCUGAGAUGCACCAUAGCAGAGUAUGUACCCUCCACUUAGCUUUUCAUUUCCAUUAGAAUAGUAUCAGUUGUAAACAAAAUCUGUCUAUUUCUUACUACAGUAAGUAAGUGGUGUCAAUGUUCCAAUAUUGUACUAUUCAGAUUACAAGUUAAUUUUCAAAGGCUCAGUAUGUUUUGAUAGUUAAAAAGACAAUACAUCACUUUAGCUUCUUUCAUAAUAUUAGGAUGUGCUAUGACUCCUGUUGAGGCAAUUUAUAGGUUACAAUUAAGGCUUGGGGCUUGUUCCUAUCUUUAGUUUAUGUCUUUUCCUUAUCUAAGCAGAUCUCCGCAAAGAUUAAAUAGGUUUCAUAUAAAUAAUGAUACUGUGAUAUCAGAAUAAGAAAUAUUUCACUGUAAUAUAAUAUCCAUAUAAUUUCCAUGCCAACCUUUUUUAGUAAUUUCUCUUCAAUCUUUUUUAAUUUUAUCUUUUGUUAUAGGAGAAAAUUACAUGUAAAGCUUGCUGUUUAAAAUAUUUUUGGAAUCUCUGCUUCUACUUGUUAAAUAUAUAUUAUUUAUUUUGCAUCCUUUAACAUAGCUAUAAUGCAGUUUCAUACUUUUGCUUGAGGAUGUAACUUUGCACAUCUUUUUAAACUGAGUUGUGUGUGUGUGUGUGUGUGUGCGCAUAUAUGCACCCCCACAUUCAACACACAGAAGCCAGCUAAGAACUGUGAUACCACUUUGGUCUUAAGAUCCAUAUCUUUAUUCCCUUGUUCUAAAUAUAUAUGCAAUAAAGUAACUCAUGUUGAUGUCACUACUCUUACUUGGGUUCUUUUAUACUCAGGAGGCAUGUUGUCUGAUGUCACCUGGUAUCUUAAUUACAUAAUUAUAAUUAUAUAAUUAUUUAAAUAAUUUAGUUUAAGUACUAGAGCCUGGCUUAACUAUUUUAAUGACAGAAUGUAUAGCAUGAUACCUGGCAAGUUUACAGCUUUAAGUUGGGUCUGCAGCUGUCAGUGCAUUGCCACCAGACUGCAGAAAUUGCUUUCCUGGCUGCUUAGCAGCAAUUAAUGUUUCACUAGAUAGUACUGAAGUUUCAAGACAAUGCGCUGAAUAAAAAGGAUGCAUAUGUCAGUCAAUGUAAUGAAAGUAUCCAGAGCGUUUCUACUCUAACACUAGUACUAGACUGAGAAUCAUCUGCUACAAAUACAGUACUCAAUUUUGUCAGUUGCUGACAGAGAUCUAAGAGGGUGUUUCUACUUAUUAACCAUCAUUCAGGAAAAUACAGAUUCUAAUCAUAGAGGUUAGAGUAGCCAAAAUGACAAAAAUCUGUACAGUAUCCUACCAACCAUUAAUUUGUUGAUCUCUUCCACUAUUUUUUCAGUAUAGAAAUACAAAGUGCACAUAUGUGGUAUUAAUGUUUAUGAAUGUUUAUCUAAACCGUUUUAAAACUAUCAAAGUAGUGCCUAACAUACCUUACAGCAUCCUAGGUAGCUAAAGAUAUACAACACUUGAUUGAUACAAUUUCUAGUGUCUAAUAUAAUUUCUAAUAUACCCAAUAUUUGCAGUGGCUUGAGUCAGAUAAUGUUCAUCCUGACCACCAGUAAUCCAGGUAGGAAUGUUUUUCUCAUAAUCCCUCAUGCCAGGAAUAAAUUAUCUCUGAUAAACACAGAUUGCAAUUAGAAAAAACACCAGGGGAAAGAAUUGGUUAUAUAUGAUGCACAGAAAAUAAGUCUUCUGGAUUGUGGCCAUUUAUUGCAUCCAAAUCCUUCAUUUCUCCACCAGAAAAUCAUCCUGCUUCAUUGCAAUGAAUAGAACCUGUGUGAAGUCAUAGGCUAAAUCAAAUAGUGGCCAAGUUUGGAUAUAACUAAUAUCCCUUCAGAAAUUGGUUUGGGAAGUUGAGAACAUUAAAUCAAAACUAGUUCUGUACAUCUACUGUAUCUAGUUCAAUACUAUAGCCCUUUGAAUGGCUGUGAUCUUUCACAGAAAGAUCUUUCACAUUGCCUGCUACUGAUUGUUGACUUUCUUUACCCAGUAAUGCCAGGGAUUAAUGUUAGGAUCUUAUAUAUUUAAAAUAUAUAUUCUGUUACUGUACCCUUCUCCAGAAGAAGCAAACAGGAUUGCAGGCUAUAGGACAAUGCACAGCUCAUUCUUUCUCAACAUAUCAAAGCAAAAAACAAAGACAAAUGUCUUAUUUGUUUAAGUAGUAGUAUUCCAUUUUCAUGUGAAAGUAGAAUUCAACUUCUUGGUUAUAUAAUUUCAUUACAUCUUCUUUUAAAUCUAGAACAGGACAAUCUGCAGAUUGCAUGCAGUUCCCCAUCUCCUUUGUUUAUGCCCCCUUAAGCCUCCAAUAUGUUUUAAUGUAUCUCGUGUGUGUGUGUGGUGUGUGUGUGUGUGUGUGAUAUCCAUC
Molecule: messenger RNA, 4190 nt
Organism: Python bivittatus (Burmese python)
Lineage: Eukaryota; Metazoa; Chordata; Lepidosauria; Squamata; Pythonidae
Source: RefSeq, a predicted model, not a curated record